Molecule: messenger RNA, 3703 nt
Organism: Rhododendron vialii
Lineage: Eukaryota; Viridiplantae; Streptophyta; Magnoliopsida; Ericales; Ericaceae
Product: receptor-like protein EIX2
Exons: 2
Coding region: 1-2907 (968 amino acids)
Molecular function (GO): protein binding
Source: RefSeq, a predicted model, not a curated record
AUGGGCAAAAGCUCUCUUCAACUUCUCUGCGUUUUUCUCCUUGUGGCAUUACCAUACUUGAACCUUGCACUCUCCUCAGGAUCAGGAGUUGGAGAUGCUGGAAUAAUCAGGUGCAUAGAGAGGGAGAGACAAGCUCUCCUCAAGUUCAAAGAAGCUCUUCUCGACGAUGAAGGUCGUCUCUCUUCUUGGGGGAGUACUAAAGACUGUUGCGAAUGGAAAGGGGUCCAAUGCAGCAACCACAAUACUACUACGAGUCACGUCACCAUGCUCGGAGUCCACUUUCUGGGGGGUAAGGUUAGCCCUUCAGUGGUUGAACUACAUCAUUUGAGGUACUUGGACCUAAGUUUCAAUUAUCUGUCUGGCCCAAUUCCUCAUCAGUUCAGCAACCUUUCCAACUUGAGGCAUCUUGAUCUCAGCAACAAUAAUAGGCUAAAUAGCAAAAACCUUGAGUGGCUUUCUCAUCUUUCUUUGCUAAGUCACCUCGACCUUUCUGGGGUUGAACUCAGUAAAGCAACUGGUUGGGUUCAUUCUAUAAGUAAUCUCCCUCUCCUCAAAGAGUUGCACUUGUCCAAAUGUUCCCUUCCUGAUAUCACUCAUUUUUCCUCGUUCCGUUUUAAUUCUUCGGUGUCCUUAUCCGUAGUUGAUCUUUCAAGCAAUGGUCUGUCUUCUUCGAUAUUUAAUUGGUUGUUCAACUUGAGUAGCAGCAACCUUGCUUAUAUUGACCUAGGAGGUAACGAGUUAAAUGGUUCCAUUCCAGAUGCCUUCGGAGACAUGGUUUCCCUCACAAACCUCAGUCUCCAUGGCAAUCAACUUGAAGGUGGCCUUCCGAAAUCCUUUGCGAAUUCAAGUCAUUUGCAAUCUUUGGAUCUGUCAGGUAAUCACUUAACAGAAGAGCUUCACGAGUUUCUCCAAAAGUUGUCUGGGGCAAAGAAAUCAUUAGAGAGUUUGGUUUUGUCAGACAACCGGCUUAAAGGUCCAUUGCCUGAUUUCACAAGAUUUUCUCUGUUGAGGAGAUUGAUUCUCAAUAAUAAUCUAUUGAGUGGGCCAUUCCCAAAAAAUAUUGGAAACCUUCCGAGUCUUGUUGAUCUGUAUUUGUCGGGGAAUCAAAUUACAGGGUCAUUCCCCGAUCUUUCAGUUUUUCCAUCAUUGGAAAGCUUAUAUCUUCAAAACAAUCAGUUGAAUGGGACAAUAGAUAGAAGUAUUGGACAACUUCACAAGCUUAUAUCUUUAUAUUGCGGUUUCAACUCAUUAAAAGGCACAAUCUCUGAAGCCCACUUCUCUAAUCUCUCCCGUUUGUCAGAGUUGGACUUCUCUUAUAAUGCACUAACUUUUAACGUCAGUUCUGAUUGGGUUCCCCCCUUCCAACUUGAUGUUAUAAAGUUGUCGUCUUGCAAGUUGGGUCCUCGUUUCCCAGAGUGGCUUCAAAUUCAAAACAAAUAUUCUGUGCUUGAUAUGUCUAGUAACGGAAUUGCAGGAAAUGCUCCCAGUUUGUUCGAGAAAAUAAUCUCAGGAUUAAGUUAUCUAAAUCUCUCUCACAACCAGAUUAGCGGCAUCUUGCCUGAUCUAUCUGUGAAGUUUCCGGGAGCUACAGGAAUAGAUUUAAGUAAUAACCUUCUUACAGGUUCAAUACCACUUAUUCCAUCCUAUAUAUUAGUAUCCUUGAAUCUUUCCAAGAAUAAGUUCGGAGGCUCGCUUUCUUUCUUAUGCACAAUUGAUGCAGCAAAGUUUUUAACUUAUCUUGACCUCUCAAACAACCGACUAUUGGGAGAGCUUCCAUAUUGUUUGUCCAACUUCAAAGAACUAUCCGUCAUUAGUUUGGCAUACAAUAAUCUCUAUGGCGAAAUUCCCAGCUCGAUCGGCUCGCUAAGUCAAAUUGAAAUAUUGAACUUGUGCGGUAACAAUCUAUCCGGGGAAGUGCCUUAUUCUCUUAAGAGAUGCACAAAGCUGAGUAUUAUUGACCUCAGAGGAAACAGAUUCACAGGAAUAGUACCAGCAUGGUUGGGGACACACCUGACAAGUUUGCUUGUCCUUAUACUUCGAUUCAAUGAGUUUAAGGGAAGCAUACCUCAGCAAAUAUGUCAUCUUAACCGCAUUCAAAUCUUGGACUUCUCCCAUAAUCAUUUAUCAGAAAGUAUACCACCAUGCUUUUCCAAUCUCACUGCUCUGGUGGAAAGUAAGAAUUCUAAUGCCACCACAAGUUUUGAGUACAUUACAAAUCUUGGCGCUUAUUAUGGGACAGGCACCUAUCUAGCUAAUGCAUUUGUGCAAUGGAAAGGACAAGAUCUGGAGUACGGAAAAAAUCUGGGACUGCUAAAGACCAUUGAUCUUUCUAGCAAUAGCUUAUCCGGAAAUAUUCCUGAACAAGUUUGGAGUCUUGCAGGUUUGCAUUCCUUGAACCUCUCGAGAAACACUUUGACGGGAAAAAUCGUCAAAGAGAUCGGGCAGAUGGAAAUGUUGGAAUCUCUUGAUUUGUCUACGAACAGACUUUCAGGUGAAAUUCCUGGAAGCCUUGCUCAUCUAAAUUUUUUAAGUGUUUUGAACCUAUCAAGUAACAACUUGUCUGGCAAAAUCCCAUUAAGCACACAACUCCAAAGCUUUAAUGAUUCUGCAUAUUCUGGGAAUCCUAACCUUUGUGGGCUUCCACUUCCCAACAAGUGCCUUGGAGAUCCUCCAAUUACUCCCCAACCCAAAGACAAAAGCAUUCAAGAAGAUGACGAUAGGUCCAUUACUCAAGGAUUUUAUGUUAGCGUGGGGCUUGGUUUCUUCUUCGGAUUUUGGGGAGUUUUUGGCACUAUACUUUUCAAUAGUCGGUCUCGACAUGUAUUUUUCAUGUUCCUGAACCACAUAACGAAUUGGGUCUAUGUGACCAUUGCAUUGAACUGGGCUAGACUACAAAGGAGGCUUUAGAUCCUAUCGGUCAUGUUGCAGAACAAGACUCUUUGGUCCUGAAUUGCUAUGGUAACUUAUUCUACGACCCUAGUUUUUAACUACAAAACGGCUUGGUAUCCCCCAUAUGUUAGCUGUCAUUAUUUGAUUACAGGAUCCCAAAGUUAGCAUAAGUUUCAAGAUUUGCAAUUUAAUUGGGUAAUUAAUGGGAUCAUAUAUCCAACUACUACCCUAGUUUUUCCUUUUUCUUUUUGGCAAAUCCGUUCAUUGAUCAUAUAUCCAUUUUUUUGUUUUUGCUUUCACUUUUCGCAGAAGCUCCUAGAAACAAGUUUAUGUGUCAUUGCAAUUAAAUCAUGUGUUUGGGAGCACUUAAUCUUCUAUUUUGUACUAUGUAAAUUGUGAAUUGUGGAUAGUUUUGGCAUAUCGAAAAUACUACAUGGCACAGUAUGAAUUCCACAUGCUCGGUUUCUUACUAUUUAUACAGAUAAUUGAUAAGGAUUGCUCUGAUUUGCUGCAGAUAGAUAAUGUUUGGUUCUGGCACCUUUCCAAGGAGAUAUCUAAAUUCACUACAUUUUAUAAGGACCUCUCUGGUUCUCCUGCUAUGUUGUUCAGCGAGCCCAUGCUUUAGCAGCAUAAGCCUUAGUUGAUUUUGUUGAUUGUCUUAGCAAGGGAUAGAAGAGUGGUCGCUACACGCACCACAGAUUAUUCUUCUUACCCUAUUAAUGUUUGCUUUUGUUGACGACUCCAGAAACCAUAGCCAUCUCUAAUUAUCCUUACUUGGCAGUUCUAUAUAUUAUUGGGGGCAGUGUGUUUAUUC